ACGCGUCUGUGCGCCUCUGCAACCCCGGCUUCCCGUCACCGAGGGCGGCUGCAGCGGAGAGGGGCUUCAUCGGUGUCACGAAUCCGGUUUUCCCCAGCCCUUUGCCGGCAGAGAGGGUGGGGAGGACCGGGGACAGGGUCAUUGGGAGAUUUCCACCAGCUUGACUGGACUCUGAGGACACACGAGGCACUUGUAGACGAGCCAAUGUGAGCUCAGCUGCUGUCCAGCUCUGUCGUCUUCACUUGGAAACUUCACCUUAAUCACUUAAAUCGUCCUCUCCAUCCAGUCAUUGUUCAGAGAGAGAGUGAGAGAGAGAGAGAGAGAGACAGAGAGAGAGAGAGAGAGAUAGAGAGAGAGAGAGGGAGAGAGAAAGAGAGAGAUACCUGUCUGCCCACCACCAGCCAGUUUUCUCCUGUGUUGGUGUAUUCUGAUGGAUCAGUAUGUCUACCACUAAUAAUAUCGCCCAGGCCAGGAAACUGGUGGAACAGCUGAGGAUUGAGGCAGGAAUUGAACGCAUCAAGGUGUCUAAAGCAGCCGCAGACCUGAUGAGUUACUGUGAGCAGCACGCUCGUAGCGACCCUCUGCUGGUUGGGGUUCCCACCUCCGAAAACCCUUUCAAGGACAAGAAACCCUGCAUCAUCCUAUAGCUGAGCUACACUCCUUCUGCCCUCACACACAAACAUAUUCACACAUGCACACUAAGUACAAACAUUUGUCCCCAGAUAUCCCCAGACACACACAUGCAAACACACACCACCUAGCAUACACAUACUCAUAUAACAUAUACACACUCCCAGAAUAGCCUCUCUGGAAAAGCGCCAUACUCUGUAGCCACAGUUAGGAGGGAAGUAUCUUGUGCUCCCAGUGGCUGAGGUCAGUACAUCACUGAGGAAGGUGCUUUGGUAAUGGUCAUAUCUGCUGAAAAUUAACUAAAAGUGACAAUUUAUUUGAAAAGGGAUUCGGACAUUAAUAAUCAGUUGGAGCAGGAUAUUUUCAGCUUCUUUUGUCAUGAACUAAGGUGUUGGGUAUAGGAGUGGGAAGCUGCAUGUGGGCAACAGAAAAGACGGUAGGCGCUCCUGCCACCCGUGCCAAACACGAUCUGGUGUCCCAAUAAAUGUUUUUUUUUUGUGAGGCAGUUAAAAGAAGUCUAAGAGCUGGCCUUCAAACCUGCCUUUGCUAAAUCAUGGUGGGUUUGUCUUGAAGCAAGCAGUUCAGCCUUUGCCUUUUAUCAGGCUAGCAUGUUCCUACCCAAACCUGUAUCAACAAACCGUCUCUGCCUGUGGCCUCAUCAUGGCCGUCCGCAGCCUUCGGCCAAACCUCCAGCUGUGCCAACUUCUACAGAAAAUUAUCUCUAGAUGCUGAUCUGCUGUCACCGAUUCCACUGCAGUUCUUUAUGAAUGCUGUUGGGCAAAAUCGAUGUCUAAGCUGACCUCAGAUCUGCAACUAUGAGGGGAGCAUAAUGAACUGCUCUACAAAGAACUCAAGCUAUUAACCCUGGACGUUUACUGCAUUUUUUCUUAAGAAAUACUUGUUUGUGAAUUCAAUGUACAUUUUGAUAUUUUGUUAAAGCAUUACCUAACAGAUAAGAUAAUACUGUACCUUUUUUUAAAUUAUUAUUUUGCUCUGAGGUAGGUGUUUCCCCUGGCUGAUCAGGUUUCUCCUCCUGUCUUACAUUAAAAGACAGAGGAUCUAGUUGUAAGUCAUGGGGAACACCUAAGCAGAUACUCUUAAACAAAGGUUUUUACUGUAGUUCAAGCCUCCCUGUGCUUUACCCUGAGAGAGGGCAGGUUGCACCCUGGAAUAAGUCUGUAAGGACAGCAAGGCUGUAGGAGAUUACCCAAAAGAUUUUCCUUUCCCACUUUUCUUUUCAUGUUUCAUUCUAUAAAUCGGCAGUUUUACAAAGGAAAAGUUGUGAUUUACUGCAUUGUAUUCAAGCAGUGUUUUGAUGCAUAAUCAUUCUGGAAAUUAUAGUCUUAAAGUUUCAGUCUCCCCAGGAGAAGUUUGGAUCAGUAAAGAUUCUGGGUUUUUUUCUAUCCUUCUCUUCUCCACAAUUCUCCUCUUCGGACAAACCAAACUUGAUUGUAAAAAAGAUGAAGUGAAAAGUGGAACACAAAUGAAGUCAAGAGAAAAUAACUAAGUGUAAAAACUUUCUUUCAGACAUGUGCAGAAGUGAUAAGUUGACGAAUAGCUGUUUAACUUUUUGAGUUUCUUCUUUCUAUGGAGUCCAUGGAACCUGGUCAGUUGAGUAUUGCCCUGUACAGUGUUUGUAAGAUAACAAAUCUAAACACAGAAUCCCUCUCUGUGGAUGUUAGAUCUUUCUUUUAGUACUCCUUAUUCUGUUCUAUCAGUCAAGAUCAUGUCUGUCUUCUUUUGUUGUAGUUCAUUUUUGGUCAUUCAGGUUUUAGAGGCUUAUGAUAGUGGAGGAUGGUUUUAACCAGAGACACAAACACAGACACCUGAUGAGGAUAUAUCAAAAUAAAGAGUAAGAUUGAAAAUGUAAACCUGUUAGGUUUAGGAUUGUGUCCUGUAAGAGGAUAAAUCAACAUCAGACCUCAUUCCAGAGGCAAAAACCAACCUCCUGAUCUAUCCUUUAACACUAUAGUAGCCCACAAGCAUUUCUCUUGUGUUGCAUUUGGUGCGUGAAAGGCAACUAGGACAACACACAUUUUUACAUAACACACUCUCUCUCGUGCAGCUCCUAUUUAGGUUUGUAAGCAGUCAAAGGUUAAAGGAGUGUCAAGGCUGGCCACAUAGAGCUGCUUUUUGAUGGUUAAUUGAUGAAAGAGAAGAGCUUUGUGUUGUCAUAUUUACAUUUGAGCAUUUAGCAAAGGCUUUUGUCAGGACUAACGUACAGUGAAAGAGGAGGGUGGAGUCAUUUGGACAGGAUUUGUGCUUGCUGAUGGACCGCCAGGUGAGAUCAACCUGCUCCCUUUCUCUUCUCUAAUCACUUGGUCAAUAUGAGCUACCUGCUGCCACACAGACUUCUGGGAGUCCAGUGGGCGGAGGGGUCGGAAGUUGGUGAGGUUGUCUUUUGGUGGGUCCACACUUGCUGGUGUGCGCACAGUUUGGAAGGCAGACUGUUUGCUGGGGAGAGCUUAAAGCUUCACAUUUGCAGACGUUUGAAAUUUGUGAACUUCAAAUAUGAAGCUGUAGCUGCCAGUUAGCUUAGCUUAGCAUAAUGACUGAAAAAAGUUGGCGUAGCUCUGUCCAAAGGUUACAAAAUUUGUUGAGACAAAAGUAAUGUUAACUAAAUAACAUGUUACAUUUAUUUAUUUUUCAAAUCAGUACAUUAAAAAAAUUCUAAGAGUGAGAUGAGACUAUGCCGCUAGCUUUCGACAGAGCAAGGUUUUAUGUUUGCUAUUUUGAAAAUGUAUGCUAAGCUAAGCUAGCUGCUGCAUCACAUUUAAUGCACAUACAGGAGAUUAGUACCAAUCUACUCAUCACAUAUUUAGCAUGUAGGUAAACAAAAGUAUUUAUUUUUUUUAAAUGAGGAGAAAAAACGGAAAUCAAGGCUUAAUUGCAAAAUAAAGUUGGUUGAAUAGUUCUGACACAUAGCCCUCCUCUAAGUCUGAUUAGCCGUUACUCCACACAGACAGUGUAGGCCGUUCCAAAAAUACAGAGAACACUGAGGGUGUGCGUGUGUUUGUGCGUGUGUGUGUGCCUGUGUGUGUGGGUCUUUGGUAGCGGAGAAGAAUGAUUUGGCAGAGCAGGAGGCAGAGAAGAGAAAGCAGAGGUGCACGCAUGAGUGUGUGUACACGCCUGUGUGUGUGUAGUGGGAGAGACACAGUGAGUAAGAACACACAGUGCCUCCAGGGCUGUUUCAGAGCGUCACAGUAAUGUAACAGUAAUGCAGCCCUGCAAUUCCAGGUCAGGGUGAGACUGACCGGAGGAGAGGUCAUGCGACACAGUCAGACCAGUAUGUAUGGCCUUCACUCACUCUUCUAUUGACUGGAGAAGAGCAAAAGAGGAUUCUGUCAAGAGCUUAAAUUGUUCAUUUGUAGUGUGAGCAGCUAUUUUGAUGUGACGACUUUAACAAUAAUGAUCACUAAGCUGACUAAUUCCCUUUUGAAAUAUAUUUUGUAUUCGUCAUUGUUGUUUAGCCCCAUCUGUGCCUGAGUCAGUUGCAUUUAUUAGCUGCAGCUUAUUUUCACCACUUAUUAAAGCUUUAGACUGCAGCCUGAAUAGUUUUGCAUUUUGGGAACAAACUUAGGCCUUUUGCUUUUUGCAGACUAUUAGAUGAGAGGAUCAGUUGAAAUUGAAAAACAUUGGCAACACAAUGGAACUUUCGCUGUUUUCUACAAGUUAGAAGCCGAUACAGCUUCUUCUGGAGGUUGAGGGGAGUGUUUGUAAAUUAGUUAUAAUCUAUAACUUUAACCUUAUGUGGCCCUAAGUAUUACAGUACGAUCCUUUAAGCACAUUUGCGUACAUGUUAAAUAUCACUUAAGUCUUGUCUACUAUGUGAAGGACUAGCUUAGUAGUUGCUAAGCUAAGCUAACCAGCUGUUGGAUGUAGCUAUUAUUCAACAAACAGACUUAUUGAACUUCCUAGUGAACGCGCAGCAACUAACCCAUAAUAAAUAUUUCCCUAAAUGUGAAGCUUAAUUUGAACGCUGAUUUUCUUAAAAAAUAAAAACAAAAACAUUGAACUAGCUUAGGAAAUACCAUAACUAGCCCGCUCAAACGGAAACCUUGAAUCCAAACAGUAUCAACGAACGAGUAACUCAGAAUAAUUUAUCAUGAUGUGAUGUUUGCCUUCCCCUAAAUGAUGACGUCGUGGAAGAUUGAGGAAAAUGCUGAUUCGUUGUUUGUGUUUAAAAAAGGAGAGGCUGCUCCCUGUAAUUUGAAAUGUUAAAGUGAUAGUCUAAGAGGUUUGCAACUGCAAACAGUUCAACAUAAAGUAAGCAUGCAUACACACAAACACACACACACACACACACACACACACACACACACACACACACACACACACAGUGACGUUGUCCUGGAGAUGCUUUUUUAUCAUAUUUAUUUAUUCAAUCAUUCCAUAUUUGGUUGGGCUACAAUCAGAGAGAGCCGGCCUACAAUCUAUGGUCGGCUGACAGUUUGUCUGAUUGGUUGUUAGUUUGCCUUAUGGUGGCGUAUAUUGUGUUAAUGCUGGUCUUUGGGGUUAUCAGAUCAACAGAACUAACAGUGUUAAGAAUACAUGGUUCGAGAUGAAAAUCCAUGGGUGUUGUGACACAAAGCGAGCCCGGUGAAAAAAAUUCCAGCCAGGUGGGGAGAUUUGAGGCUCCUCAUUGGUGGAAAUCAAGCAUCGCUGCAUCGCCUCGGAGCCCUUCCUGAGACUCAUCUUUUGUGUUCUGAUCUCCUGUGUAUGCAUACAGUAUAUGUAUCUUUUUGCCUUGAUUGAUUAUGAAGAAAAUAUAUCUAUUUUUUGUAACUGUUCUCUGAUGUGCCAUAACUCAUGUUUUCUUGCACAUUGUUAAUAUUUUGUGGAUAUUGCUGUUAAAAAGAUGAUAUUGAGAAGUAGAUAACAUUAAUAAAAAGAUGAUAUAAUAAUA
This is a messenger RNA of Labrus mixtus (cuckoo wrasse), 5536 nucleotides long. RefSeq names its product guanine nucleotide binding protein (G protein), gamma 7 (gene gng7). The coding region runs from base 441 to 647 and encodes 68 amino acids. The record is from RefSeq and is a predicted model, not a curated record. The transcript is spliced from 4 exons. Gene Ontology annotation, molecular function: G-protein beta-subunit binding. NCBI's taxonomy places the organism in Eukaryota, Metazoa, Chordata, Actinopteri, Labriformes, Labridae. Gene Ontology annotation, biological process: G protein-coupled receptor signaling pathway. Gene Ontology annotation, cellular component: heterotrimeric G-protein complex.